GUAUCUAUACAUUGUAAACCAAAUAUUAUUUUUUUCAGAUAUUGAAAAAUAAUAUGAAUGAUAUCAAAAACAACAAAGUUUCUUUUAACAUAGUCCCCAUUACAGAUAAUGAUAAACAAAUUAUGCGGAAUUCGUUAAGGCAGUAUUUUUUCCGCGAUGAACCUUUAUGUGCAAGCUUAGGAUUAAUAAAAGAAAAAGAAUCAUUAAUACAAUUUGAACAUUUUUGCACUGAUUUAAUAAAAUAUGGAGUAUCGUUUAUGGCAAUAUCUGCAGAGACAGGUGAAAUGAUGGGUGCCGCGUUGAAUAGCACAGUGUGCAGGAGUAACGAAAUAAAACAAUACGGUGACGAGAACAAAAGUUCGAAAUAUAAUGAUAUUAUGGUUAUCUUAGACAAAGCUGGACGAGAAACUGAUGUUUUUGGGCAGUAUCCAAACAUAGAUCGUAUGAUGGAGUUAAAGAUUAUUAUAGUUAAUGAGGAAUAUAGAGGACUUGGGAUUUGCAAAGCCCUCAUCAAUAAGUCUUUUUCUGCAAAAAGAAUUGGAUUGCUAAUAUACGUGGCCACGCAGGGAGAAGU
Acyrthosiphon pisum (pea aphid) is the source of this 574-nucleotide messenger RNA. Its product is annotated as dopamine N-acetyltransferase-like. Gene Ontology annotation, molecular function: N-acetyltransferase activity. The record is from RefSeq and is marked provisional. Lineage: Eukaryota; Metazoa; Arthropoda; Insecta; Hemiptera; Aphididae.